AUGGCGGAACCUGUUGUUGCCGCUGUUGCCGUCGGCGUGCUUGUCAAGCUAUGCGAGGAAGCGGUGGAGCGCAUUCUGCCGAUCAUUGUGGACGCCGCUGCCAAAUUUGGUCAAGAAAGAACAGAAGGUUUGCACGACCGAGUUGACAGCAUAGCCAAAAUCCUGAAGGAAUUUCAGAACCUGAAUCGCGUCGACGAGGCAGGCGAGGUCAAGGAAAGGCUGGAACAGGUGGUGGCCAGGGUGGUGGCGUUGGAGGCAAAGCUAAAGGAGGCAAGGGAGGAGGCAGUGAAGUGGGACAAGAAAUCAGCGCUGAAGAAGCUUCUGAAGAAAGAUCCGAGAAAGCAUCGAUUCAAAGACAUUGACAGAGAUCUCAUAUUUGCCUUCACCGAGCUGACGCAUGCAAGAGUUGCAUACUUGGAGGCCAAAGUGGAAGGUUUGGAGAGUGGCCAGAGAUCAACAACUGCACAGAUCAAAACUCUUUUGACAGAGUAUGAGACCACUGGCAAGACAGCUCAGAUUGCGCAGCUCUUUGACGAUGACCACGUGAUGGAAAGUGCUGCACAGUCAUGCGAAACCGAAGGAGAUGCACAGCUGUUGAGGUACAACAAGAGGCUGAUGACGUUUCUCAAGGAUCAGCUAGAGCCAGUCAGAAAGCUGUUGUCUGAACCCCUCGUUCGUCCAGUGUGCAUUUCGGAGGCAACCUGGCAUCAAUCGAUGGACUUGGUGAAGAAAGAAUUGGCAAGAGGGGAUUUGUUGAUUGACCGCCAUCGAGUUCAAUUCUGCUUGAAGACCUUCUACAGUACUGCUGAUGCGAAACGGGCUGUUGAACGGAUCUGCGGCACCCUGAAGGCAAUUGUUGGAGGAUGGGCGAAAGACAUUCGAGAACAGCGGGAGGUCCACAUUGAGGAGAAAGCCAAUGAUACAGAUUAUGAGGCAGAUCAGGAAGAUCUAUGUAACAAGCUGGCCUGGAUUCUCAAUGGUGCCCCUUUUGACUUUGAAGCGGCACAACUGGCAGAGUGGGAAAAUGUCAGAAAACAGCAUGAAGAAAGAAUGAAGCGCUUGAAGCUUGUGAAGGAAGACGUAAUAGUCUGGCAGAAGAAGGUCGCUGAGGGGACGUGGGAAGCGACGUAUUGUGGCCAGAAAGUGACAGUGAAAUGGCUGGACUCUGACAGCCCUUCAGCCCCAACCGAGGGGGAAGAUCUUGACAUUAUUAGUUUUGCCAAGCUCCUGGCAGAAAUCAUGAAAAGGGAGGAUCUGAACACGCCUUACGUGGCCCCGAUCUACGGAGUAACCAAGUCAGGACGGCUGGUGUUUGGGCGCAGCGAUACCAGCCUCAGGCAGUGGCUUCGGCAAGAUCGGCGCAUCGGAUGGCCGUCGAAGACGAAGGUGCUGCUGGAAGCAGCACUGGGGUUAGAAUUUGUGCAUGAGCAUGACUGCGUUCACAGCAUUGUGAACAGUGAGAGUUUCCUCAUGUUCGACAACAGCACAGUGAAGAUCGCCGACUUCAGCUGCGCCCUUGACAAAGAAGACGUGAAAACGCUGUCCGCAAGGAGCCUGAAUAGACCAGUGAGAUACAUUGCGCCUGAGAUCUUCGAGGGGCGCCGGCACAGCUCGCAGUCUGACACAUAUAGCUUCGGGGUGGUGAUGCACGAGGUGGCUUCUGGGCAGACACCCUAUGGGGUGACAGCCAGCGACAAUGAGAUCAUGGCAGCGAAGCUCAGCGGCCAGGCCCCGUGCAUCGUCCCCAGCGACUGCCCUCCAGGGCUAGCGAGUCUGAUGCAGGAGUGCUGCUCUUUGCACCCUACAGCACGACCAACCAUGCAGAUGGUGCGCCUGCAGCUGGAUGCAGCAGCGAAGUAA
This is a messenger RNA of Ostreobium quekettii, 1860 nucleotides long. Lineage: Eukaryota; Viridiplantae; Chlorophyta; Ulvophyceae; Bryopsidales; Ostreobiaceae. The record is from the annotation of a GenBank genome assembly.